Molecule: messenger RNA, 2268 nt
Organism: Dermacentor andersoni
Lineage: Eukaryota; Metazoa; Arthropoda; Arachnida; Ixodida; Ixodidae
Source: RefSeq, a predicted model, not a curated record
CACGCGCGUGCACCCAGCGCCGGCCUUUCUUUAUUCUAUGGUUCAGAGUCGGAACCGGUCGAACACGGAUUUUUGAAUACGCCGGCGCGCGCGACGAGCGUAUCGCCCGAGUCGUUUAAGAUGGAUCAGUGGGACUUUAAUUGCCCCAAAUAUGUCGACCUAACCUCUGGCGUUGACGAGGACCCCGAACAGCUUGAGGAGUACUUUGAUAUUGACCAUGAAGAGGAGCAAAACUUUAAAAGGAUCACUAGAAGUAUGUCUGCUGCACUCACAGCAAGUGGGGUCCCAGCUGGUGCUCAAGGGACUCGACGACAAGGUGCACAAUCCCCAGAGCAGUCAGCUGUUGAUAGAGUAACCAACAAAUUUGAGAAGCAACUGCAGGCAGAAGGACAUGCUGAAUGUAUUAAAAGGACGGCCUCUGAAGAACAUCUGUCUGAAGAUGAGCUGCAACCUGAACUUAAUGCCAAAUCUGUGUCUUCUACAGAGGUGAUUUCAAGUAUUUCAGCAAACACUGGAAAAGAGAAUGGAACACAGGAAAAUGCCCAGGUAUGCACCCAAGUGCCCAAGAAGACUACAUCACAGGUUGUUAAUAGCAAACAAAGGCACCCUCUACGAGUUCACAAUGACAUUGCCUCACCCUGCAACAUUGCCCUGAGCAAGCAAAAAGCUUCUGUGGUCCAAAAGCCUUCAACGUCUGUGAAGGUGCAAACUGUAUUAGUAAGGAAACGUCCAGCUCCAUCAGCAGUAGGGAAGAGUGCUGCUGGUCUGUCACUGAGAAAAGGGGUAGCCACUUCAGCAGUAAGCAAGCCUGCUGUUCCUACAGCAGUGAAGAAGUCUGUGCCUCCAUUAGUUGGGAAGAAGCAUGUAGUCCGUUUAUCAGCGAGACAGCAUGUACGUCCCUCAGCAAUUCGGAAGAGUGCUGCUGCUUCGUCAGUGCGGAAGGGUGCCAGUCCUGCAUUGAGAAAGUCUGCUGCUCCUCCAGCAGCACAGUGCCAAAGUUUGGCUGAAUUUGUGGGCAAAUUCCACAGCAAAACACCAACAAGGUUUCGACAGGUACCAAAGGACCCAGGUGGACAAUGCCAAGGCUUGGCAUUUAAAAAGCCCACAAUUCCUGUGACUCCAAAACUGGCUACACAGCUGCGAUCACGAACUGCUUCCUUGAGAGACCAAAAGCGAAAAGAGGAACAUGUCAACGUUUGUGCCAGCAAGCCAAAGAGGUCGAAGGUAGAGGCAGUGCAAGUCAACACAUGGGCAGCACCAGUGCCAAAACUGGCAUUGCAUGCCAUGAAGGCUGAACAGAACCCCUUGGCUUCAAAUCUUGCAUCAAAGCCACUGCAAACAAAGCUUGCCAGAACUGCAACAUCAAAGCAGGUAUCAAGAAGGGUAACAGUUGCCAAGUCUCCAGCAUUUGCACUCAAGUUACGAAGUGAAACAUGGAAGCAAAGAAAGCAAACGGAGAAAAGCACUUUGUACAUGGAAGAUAACCUAGUUCAGGAAAAAGAUGAACAAUCCUGUGGACAAGAAUUGAAAGAGGAGAAAAAUUUAAAGAAGGACAAAAGCAAAAGCAAGACUGGUGAAGCUGCUUUGCGGCAAAAGAGAGGAGCAAAUACCAAGCUGGAGGGCACCAAGAAGGAAGUUACCAAGAAUAAGAAGAAAAAAGAGCCAUGCAAGUCGCAGUCAAAGCCUGUACCCGGUCAGAGCCAAAAGUUUUGCCAAAGAAGCAAGUCUGCAGCGCCUGAGGGAAAAAAGCCAGUUGAGAAGCCCUCGAAAUCCACAGAGGUGGAAAAAAAGACAAGCCACUUCGUUGCCAGGCCUGCUCCUGAUCCUGCUCGUGUAUUCCGGCCAAGAAACAUAUCUGCGCCACCUACAAAGCCAAAGCCAUUCCGACUUGCAUCUGUUGAAAGACACCAAAAAAGCCUAGAAGGUUUCCGAAAGAAGAUGGAAGAAAUGGAGAUUGAACGAAUGAAGGCGGCAAAAUUUGUCGCGAGGCCUGCUCCGAGAUCCGUGAGAGCUCGUUCCAACAGCGUGGAUCCAGCUGGUGAUAAGGAGAGACCAGGCCCUUCAGGUCACAUCAGUAGACCACGGCGCCGUUGAAGUGAGAACACAUUUACCAGGAGCUGCUUUUGAAAGCUGUCCAUUGAUCAUUGCAGCACCUGCUUCAAGUAGCACUGGUCACAAGCAUCACCCAAAUCGGCGAGAUUGUUUCAUGUUUGACCUGGAAAAGCUAUGUGUUCCUAUGUGCAUUAAAAAAAAAGCUUUUUCUGCAUA